Nematocida minor is the source of this 591-nucleotide messenger RNA. RefSeq lists its product as uncharacterized. The transcript has a single exon. The coding region runs from base 1 to 591 and encodes 196 amino acids. Lineage: Eukaryota; Fungi; Microsporidia. The record is from RefSeq and is a predicted model, not a curated record.
AUGUCAAGAAAGGAGAAAACAAGCUUAAUACAAAUGCUGAACACGUCAAUCGGAAACAUAAGCGGCUUGUUCAAGACAAAAAAAGAAGAGGCUGGAGAGAAAGAGCACGAAGAAGUGGAGAUUGAGGAAAUAACACCGAGCCAGGAGAAAGAAGAGAACGAAAGCUUUCUGCUAGACGAAGAGGAAGAGUUUGAAAAGGACUUGAGCAGGCUCUCCGUCUCAGUGGAGGAAGAAGACUCGCACAAUAUGCUCAAAAUAGAAAACAAAACAGAAACAAAAAAUAUUCUCAGCGAAGACAGCGUAUCGCGCGAUGAAAUAAACAGGCUAAAAAAGAUCAUUGCGCUAAAGGAUGAAAUAAGACAGAAAGAGAGAGAAAAAGACCAGGAGAAAACCGAGCUCGGGAUUCUGGAGAGGAUAAAAAUACAGGCAGAGCUGGACUACCAGAGAAAAAGAAAAAAAAUGCUGAUGCAGGUGAUCGAGUCUCUGCAGAAGAGCCUUGAGGAAAGCGAAAUACAGAGGCUCGAAUUGAUGAGAUACUGCAAGCUUCUUAUUGAACAGGAAGAAAGAAGCUUGCCAGAUAAAAAAAGAUAA